Molecule: messenger RNA, 4261 nt
Organism: Lytechinus variegatus (green sea urchin)
Lineage: Eukaryota; Metazoa; Echinodermata; Echinoidea; Temnopleuroida; Toxopneustidae
Product: proton-associated sugar transporter A-like
Exons: 6
Coding region: 528-2495 (655 amino acids)
Cellular component (GO): membrane
Molecular function (GO): sucrose:proton symporter activity
Source: RefSeq, a predicted model, not a curated record
ACCUCUUUUUUACAAGUCUGUAAGCAUUUUUUACGAGGGUACGUCUCUACUUUUAUACAUUUUCAAGAGUGAACGAGAUUUUCACAUUAUGCAUUGAUCAUGUUGAUUGAUGUUUAUUGGGACAUAUCAGUACAGUUUGCAAUUGCGGUAGACAAACAUCGCUAAGGUAAUGUUUUGGGUUAAUAUUUAAACAAAGUGAUUAGGCUGUCGAGGUAGAGACCUAGGAAGGUUUGUGUACAGAAUAAAGCUGCCAUGUUUACGCACUAAGAUGCCUUUGAUAAAAACAAAGAACAGCAUCCACUCGCUAUAAUACGUUUUACAGUCAUGUGCUUUAGUGGUAUUCAGUGUAAUAUCGUUUGGAAAAGAAAAUGAUAGGAGGUUACGUACCGCAGUAUCACAACGAUUUUUCACAACCUUCACAAAUGAGCAAAAUUGGAGAUGUAUUUCUUGUUUCUAGCUGUGUCAGCAAUAAACAAUGCCGAGACAAAUAUGAUUAAGGAAUCGAGCUAAUUUGCAACGUUGCAGCUAUGGACGUAGACGUGCAACACCCUCAUGACUCCCAGUACCUUGGACGCAGAAAACCAAAGAAAACACUAUGGCAACUACUGCGUCUCAACGCGUCUGUGUUCGGUGUGGCUUUCGGAUAUGCAGUUGCAACAUCCCUCGCUACUCCACUGCUCCUUGCCCUUGGUCUCCCGAACCAGUUGUUCGGGAUCGGAUGGCUUGGAGGGCCAGUCAUGGGGUACUUCCUCUCCCCUAUCAUCAUGGCUACCAGUGAGAGAUGCAGGAGCAGUUGGGGACGCAGGAGACCGUUUCUUCUUGUUCUUGGUAUGGGUCUCAUCGUCGGGGUUGUCCUCUUCCUAAACGGAAGAGAUAUUGGAUUCAUAAUCACUGACGACACACAAGACAGGUUGGCUUGUAUUCUUCUGACUGUCUUUGGUCUUGUGCUCGUGGACUUCUGCAGCAACGCCAGUGACAUACCAUCAAAGGCCUACCUAGUCGACGUUUGUGACCAGGACGACUUCAUCACAGGAAACAACAUCCGAAUCAUCUUUUCAGGUCUUGGUGGCGGGGUUGGAUACAUCUUCGUAGCCAUCGACUGGAUGUCGACGUCUAUCGGGGGAGCGCUGGGUAGUCAACUACGCGUCAUCUGCCUGUUCAACGUUGCCUUCCUGUCGAUCACCCUGGCACUUACACUCUUCAGCAUCCCCGAGACUGCACAUCAAGCCGAACAACAAACGAAUUCCUCAUCGUUAUCCGCGCCGGUUUCAUACACUUAUGUAGACAACAACGACGAACACGUACAACCAUCGUCAAUUCGAAAUACAUCCGUACAUGUUAACAUAAAUGUAGAUGAGAGACAGCCUUUACUUGGCGAAAAAAGCAACAUAGCUCACUCUGAUCUACCCACACCUGAACGUCCCCUAAAAAGGAACGCACCUUCUAGAAAAACGAUAAGGGAUCGCAGUAUGUGUGGAUAUGAUGCGGAACGGUUUAAGAAAUCGGCUGCAAGAAAUCCCGAGCCAUCACAUUUAGAGUUCUUCCCAAAUUUAGACGGCAAUGACGUUCAAAUACACGAUAACUUCGCGGGAGGUCCCUUCAGGGUGUCAUCAUCGAACACGAAUAACGGACUCAACAUCGAUUUCGACUGCGACGUCAGUACGGAUCGUUCUACCAUCGCCAGUAGUUCGGCUGCGAUCUUACCCGUGACAUCGACAACACACGGUGAUGCGUCCAGCCACGGAAUUAGCCUGGUGGCUGAAAGCAGUAGUGCUGGUGAUGAAGAGAGAAUGUUGUCUUCGGAUGAGAAAGAAUUAGUUUCCGUGAAACAUUUGAUGAUGUCAGCCAUAUUCAUGCCAUGUGUUCUCCGGAAGUUAAUGUUCUGCAGUUACAUCUCUUGGAUAGCCUUCUUAACGAUGCUUUUAUACUUCACCGAUUUCAUUGGUUGUACUGUAUAUCUUGGUGAUCCCAGCGCCUCUUCAAACUCCACAGCUUACUCAAGAUAUCAACAUGGUGUAAAGAUGGGAUGUUGGGGACUAUGUGUAUUCUCAUUUUCCGCUGCUAUUUCUAGCCUUGUGCUCAAAUUUCUCGAAAAACGCUGGAGCUUGCGAACAAUUUACGUAUUUGGUCAACUCAUUUACGCCGUCGGUAUCGGGUCGAUGUUCCUGACAAUCAGUUACCCAUUCGUGACCAUCUCUCUGUGUGUGACGUUCGGAAUCAAGUUAGCUGUAAUCAGAAGGAUACCAGAAUGUAUCAUCGCAGCCUACCAUCGCUCUCAUAAGUUUAAAAAUCCUGAUGGUGGCUUGGUUCGCAGUUCGUCUAGUGAUCUGGCUGGUCUUGGAAGUCAAGUCCUAUUCGCUCAAAUCACGGUCUCCACGCUGAUCGGUCCCAUCGUCCAUUCGACCGGUACUCGACUCGCCCUCGUCGUCUUUGCGUCAUCAACUGCCUUUAUUUCGUGUAUCCUCUCAGCUUGUUUUGUAAAUUACGAGUUAUGAUGGCCGAACAGUGUUUUGGGUGAGAGAGCUAGACAUUUCCAGCAUAGCUAUGAGGAUAUAGCUAUUGCGUUUUUAAACAUCUUACUCGAGUCUGCAUCAUAAUAAAACAAAUAAUCACUAUCGGUGAAUGUGAUGGGACAAAGUCACUUUUGUCGGUUUGGACAAAGUAAAAGAUUGUGUGAAUUCAUAUCAUUUUACUUUAUUGGAAUAAUAACGCUCGUAUGGUAGUCUAAAUUAUUAUUUCAGUAUGUUGAUGUCUUAUAUUUCAAAUGUUGUGUUGUUUUCUUUUAAAUGAAGGGCGGAGGACCAGAGAUAGAGAAGUAGGAGCAAGAGAGAGAGGGAGAGAGAGAGUUAGGUGCACAGUGCACACGCCGAAGGUGAGAUUCGGUAACAUGAGCAUUGACCUUGCGCAUUAACGUCAUCUUCGAGGCAGAUGCCAUUUGCCUGCCUGGCAUGCGUUGGUGACCUUCAGCUGGCGCAUAUAUAAAGAGUUUUCGCACAUAACUCGGAGCCGCUCUCUACAAUGCACCGUGUCCCUUGAAAAUACAAGUCAAAUCUCAAUGUAGAGAUGAGGAUUUGUUGAAAGUGGGUGGACCGGGACAGCAGAUCAUCCGAAGAUUUGCACCGUGCACCAGACGAACAAUUGCAAUAUUUGGUUUUACAGAGCAGGCCUAGGGGCGGAUUCAGGAUUUUCCAAAAGCAAGAGACUACGCUGCUUUUCCGGUCCACCAACUUUCGGCAAAAGCCUCUCAGCUCUCCAUUAUGAUUCGACUUGCAUUUUCAAAGGAAUUGGUGCGUUAUCAGUAACAGAGAGCAGCUCCGAAGGUAAUGCAAAAACUAUCUAUUCUCUGUGGAGGACGAUUCGAAAUUGUGACGUAAUAUGCAUAACGUCUAUUAUCAGAUUAUGGUCGGGUCAGAAAAUUCAAGAUCAUAGAUUGGAUAAUUCUAUUACCAUGAAAGUGCAUUUAUUGAUUACCUUUUAAUAUCGAAAUUUAUUACACUUGCAGAAUGAUACAAAAUCCUCCUACAAAGCCGAAUUCGUCCGAUAAAAUCGAUUUUGAAAUUGAAUAGUUUUCCCCCUAAUAAUUUUGUCAUCGCUCACAUGUUGAUUGACAUUGUUUUAUGCCAAAGGGAGAAGGAGUAUUUCACACAAUCGCUAUAUUUCCUUAAAUAAACGUUCUUACGAGAAUCUUUAUAAGAGCAUAGUUCGAAUGAAAAAAAAUGAAACCAAUCAUCAAAAUAUUGCAAGUAUGAGACCAGACAGUUUGUAAGGGACGAUCAUUGACACCUAUUAAAAGUUGAAAGCCUAUAGAAACAAAAAUAUGAGUUACGUUGAGUUCUAUAUAUUAUUUCAUUGUAAGAUGCACCACUAAAAUGUGUCAUAUUAUGGUGAAAUUUGGUUGUCAUGGUUACCGUCUUCAUAUAGAAUCAAUAUUUGUUGUCAGUAUCUCUCUUGACAAUUUUAUCUAAAUUUACUGAGACAUAAUUAUACUCAAAUAGAACUUCAAACAUUAGCCAUACAAGCGUUCUUUCAUUUCACAUGAAGUAAUUUUGACAUAAUCUGUAUCAUUGCUAUAAUGCUCAUAAAAAUACAUUAUUAUACUUAAUAAUUACACAGUCUUAUGUGUAAUUAUGUAAAACACAUAUGGCUGUGGUCACCAUGGUUAACAUGGUCAGUGUGAUGUGUUAUUUUUCUUUGAAUUUUACCGAUUGAGAAUUCUUUCAGAAGUGAUCAUAGAUAUUACAUGUAUUAAAGAAGAAAUUAU